Molecule: messenger RNA, 1176 nt
Organism: Clonostachys rhizophaga
Lineage: Eukaryota; Fungi; Ascomycota; Sordariomycetes; Hypocreales; Bionectriaceae
Source: the annotation of a GenBank genome assembly
AUGGUUAAGAAGGCUGUUCACUUCGGCGCUGGCAACAUCGGCCGCGGUUUCGUUGCCUGCUUCCUCCACAACUCCGGCUUCGAGGUCGUCUUCGCUGAUGUCAAUGGCGACCUGAUCAACCAGCUCAAUGAGACCCCCGAGUACCAUGUCAUCGAGGUCGGCUCAGAGGGCACCACCAAGAAUACCAUUUCCAACUACCGCGCCGUCAACUCAAGAACCCACGAGCAGGACCUGAUUGAGGAGAUCCGCACGGCCGAGGUCGUCACAUGCUCUGUUGGUCCCAACAUCCUUAAAUUCAUCGCCCCUGUCAUCGCCAAGGGCAUCGAUCUUCGCUCCAACGAUGCCGAGCCUUUGCACGUCAUUGCCUGCGAGAAUGCCAUUGGCGCCACAGACACUCUUGCCGGCUUCAUCAUCAACAACACCGCCGAGGAUCGCCGUGAGGACCACCACCUCCGCGCUCGCUACGCCAACUCUGCCAUUGACCGCAUUGUGCCCGCGCAAGACCCCAACGCCGGCCUUGACGUAACUCUCGAGAAGUUCUUCGAGUGGGUCGUUGACAAGACUCCUUUCGAGGACGUCGGUAUCCCCGACAUUGUCGGCAUCAACUGGGUCAGCAACCUUGGCCCUUACAUUGAGCGCAAGCUCUUCACUGUCAACACUGGCCAUGCCACCGCUGCCUACCACGGCUACAACCGCAGAAAGCGCACUGUCUUCGAUGCUCUCCAGGACAAGACUAUCCUUGCCGAGGUCCGCGGUGCUCUGCAAGAGACUAAGAACCUCAUCGUAAACAAGCACGGCAUUCCUGAAGAGGAGCAGGAGGCUUAUGUCAACAAGAUCAUCAAGCGCAUUGGCAACCCUCACUUGGAGGAUGCUGUAGAGCGUGUCGGCCGUGCUCCCCUCCGCAAGCUCUCUCGCAAGGAGCGUUUCAUUGGCCCCGCCGCUGAGCUGGCCGAGAAUGGCCAGCCCAUCAAGUACCUCCUCGAUGCCAUCGAGAUGGCCUUCCGCUUCCAGGGCUACGAGGAGGACGAGGAGUCUAAGGAGCUGGAGAAGAUCAUGGCAGACAACAGCGCCGAGGACGUCGUCGCCAAGGUAUGUGGCAUUCAGACCACGGAGAAGAUCUACCCCAGCCUCCUCGAGGUCGUCAAGCGUGUGCAAGACGACGGCCGUGAGGAUUGA